Molecule: messenger RNA, 2470 nt
Organism: Arabidopsis lyrata subsp. lyrata
Lineage: Eukaryota; Viridiplantae; Streptophyta; Magnoliopsida; Brassicales; Brassicaceae
Product: chaperone protein ClpB1
Biological process (GO): cellular response to heat
Cellular component (GO): cytoplasm
Molecular function (GO): ATP binding; ATP hydrolysis activity
Source: RefSeq, a predicted model, not a curated record
GUUAAGGUCAAAGAGAUUUUAAAACAAAACCCUCCGUGUCUGAAGAUCACGAUACGAGUUCACCGCCGGGAACAACAAGAGGCGCGAGUCGAUCAAGAUCAUGGAUUUGGAAAAACUACUUUCUGAAUCACAAAAGCUUGCCCAAGAAGAAUGUCAUUCAGAAGUCAGUCCUCUGCAUCUUGCGGCCACUUUGAUUUCAGAUAAAAAUGGAAUUUUUUUUCAAGCUAUCACUAAGCUUGGAGGGGAAGGUGCUGUUUCGUCAAUUGAAAGGGAGCUUAAGAGAGCUUUAAAACAACAAAUACAGUCUCAACCUCCUACACUCUCUUCUGAUGUUGCACAAAAGAAGGGAAAGAAGAAAAAGAAGAAACGCAUUCUUGAAAACUCUGCUGUAUUGUUGUUGAGAAAUGGUGCCAAAAGUGUGGAAGAUUUGAUUUUGGGUCUUCUUGAAGAUAGAUGUAUCAUGGAAGCCUUGAAAGAAACUGCUGUUCAACCGAAAAUGUUGAUGCGUGUGGUGAAACAACUCCGGGAACCAAAUUUUCUGGCCCUGCACACAUACGGAACAGACUUUGUGGCGACAUCACUCCUCAUCGACCCUGUCAUCGGGAGAGAAACAGAGAUCGAUAACGUAAUACGUGUUCUCUUAAAGAAGAAUAAAAACAAUCCUGUAUUGGUUGGGAAAACUGCUGUCAUUGAAGGGUUGGCUCAAAGGAUACGCUUAGGAAAUGUUCCAACACCUCUGCAAGGUAUAAGAAAAGGUAUAAGAAUCUUUGCAUUAGCAGCGGGGACUAGGAAUAGAGGUGAUUAUGAAGAGAGGCUGCUAGGUGUUAUAAAAGAAGUAGAAGAAGCUAAUGGGAAUGUCGUCAUGUUUUUUGAUGAGAUUCUCCUUGGUGCCGGUGGUGACGGUUCAAAUGAUGCUGCGAAUAUGCUCAAACCCAUGCUCGCUAGAGGUUCGUCUCGGUGCAUUGGCGCAACAACUAUUGAAGAAUACCAAACCUACAUUCAACGAGAUGCCGCAUUUGAAAGAAGAUUCCAGAGAGUAAACGUGCGGGAGCCCACUAUCUCUCAAACUAUCGAAAUACUUCGCGGGCUGAGAGACAUGUACGAGAAAUAUCACAAAGUGAAGAUAGAGGAUAUGGCUCUCGUGUUUGCCGCACAACUCUCUUCCCGAUAUAUCACAGAUCGUUAUUUUCCAGACAAGGCUAUUGACGUGCUUGACAAUGCAUGUGUGAAUGUUCGAGUGACACUCGAAGGGAGCUCUGUUGGACCGGCUAAUAUUUCUGAGGCGGUAAGCCAAAUGAGUGGAAUCCCGGUUUCUAAAAUUGGCCGAACCGAGAAAGAGAAUCUUAUAGGCCUGGCAGAAAAGCUCCACGAGAGAGUGGUUGGACAAGAUGAAGCAGUAAAUGUGGUUGCUGAUUCGAUUCUGAGAUCAAGGACCGGAAUAGGAAGUCCAGGGAAACCGAUUGGAUCGUUUCUUUUCCUCGGGCCUACUGGAGUAGGCAAAACGGAGUUGGCCAAGGCUGUGGCCGAAAUUCUGUUUCAGGGGGAGAAAGGACUCAUCCGUAUAGAUAUGACAGAGUAUAUGGAAGAACACACGGUUUCCAGACUCAUUGGGGCACCACCGGGGUAUGUUGGCUAUGAGAAAGGUGGACAGCUUACAGAUGCUGUCCGUAAAAGACCGUACUGUGUCAUACUCUUGGAUGAGGCAGAGAAAGCCCACACAGCAGUUUUCAACACACUUCUUCAAGUGUUUGAUGAUGGCAGAUUAACCGACGGGCAAGGACAGACUGUGGACUUCAAGAAUGCAGUGAUAAUUAUGACAUCAAAUCUUGGUGCAGAGAAACUGGCCUUAGCCCUUAAUAGUGAGAUUUCAAUGUCAGUUGCCCGGGGACGUGUGAUGGAAGAUGUCAAACGGUUUUUCAAACCUAAACUUCUGAAUAGGCUGGACGGUGUAGUGAUCUUUGAGCCUCUCUCUCACAAGGUGAGGAGGAAAGUAGCUGAGCGACAAAUGAAAUCACUUAAGGACCGGCUCAUGCAAAAGGGCAUCACUUUGGCAUGGACAGAUUCUACUGUCGACUUCAUUUUAAAAAAGUGUCAUGACCCGGGGAAUGGGGCGAGGCCCAUCCAAAGGUACAUCGAGAAUAUGAUUGUCACCCAUCUCUCUAAAAUGAUCGUUGAGGAUAAAAUUGGUGAGAACUCAUGGGUAUGCAUCGAUGGGAGUGACGCUUCGACUGAACUUAUCUACCGAGUGAGAGACGAGAAGAUGAUUGAUUAGAUAGUUAGACUUUAGAUGGAAAUUGGAAAAAUCAUAUAGAUAGAGAAUAUUCUUUUUGAUAUGCAUAGAUAGAGAAUAUAUACAAAAGCAUAAUUAGGCGAACUGAUUUUUGUUUGACAAUUUGUGACAUAUGAAAGAAAAAACUGAUGUUGUUUUGCCAUUUGGCAAUGAUUUUUUUGAUAAAAAUUUGGCAUUGAA